Messenger RNA from Monodelphis domestica (gray short-tailed opossum), 5866 nucleotides. NCBI's taxonomy places the organism in Eukaryota, Metazoa, Chordata, Mammalia, Didelphimorphia, Didelphidae. The record is from RefSeq and is a predicted model, not a curated record.
UGUGUGAGAGAGAGGGAGAGGGAGAGGAAGAGGGAGAGAAGAGGGGAGAGAAAAGGGGGAAAGGGGGGAGGAGAGGGAGAGAGAGAGAGGAGGGAGAGAGGAGAGAGGAGAGAGAGAGAGAGAGAGAGAGAGAGAGAGAGAGAGAGAGAGAGAGAGAGAGAGAGAGAGAGACAGAGACAGAGACAGAGAGAGAGAGAGAGAGAUUGGAGAGGAAAAAACACAGGAGGCAAGGAGGGACGUUAGAAGCAAGCAAAAAGGCAAGAGGUAGGGGAAGAAAGAAUGAGGCAGAAAGAAUAACAUUCGAGAAGCAAUACAGUGGAUUGACUUGUUUUAUUUUAUUUUUGGUGUUGUUUUUCUUUUCCUCUUUUUUUUUUUUUAAAGUGAAGCAGUGAAAAGAAGCAAUGUCCAAGGGAGAAGAGAAGCUAAGGUCCUGGUGACACUGGGCGUCCAAGUGGAUUAUUGGGGCAAAACUGGAGGGGAGGCAGCAACCAGGUGCCUAGUCCUUCUCAUUACACGUAAUUCCAAAUCAGCAGCCAAUGAAGACAAGAGGCAGCGGGUGACAAAAAUAAUUUUUAAAGCCCUCGAGGAAAUGUAAACCAAGGGGAAAGCAUGAAUGGUGUGUCUGAAAGACAAGUGUUCCCAGCGCUUCCCUCUGUCCCUAGCUGGGGACAGUGGCCUGGUCCAGCCCAGCCCUGCCACCCACUACCUACUUAUUGGUGAUCUGAUUUUUUUCUUCUCCUCUCCUUCCUCUUUUGGGCUAACCAAGGAUACUGAAUUUGGAAACUAAAUAUUGUUCUCUCAGCCUCUCUUCAAAACAUCGACUUUGUCCCUUCUUGUCAAAGUAAUAUUUUGUGAUCUUAGUUAGAUAUCAGUUCUAUUUAUUAUUUUUUUUACCUAAGGAAAACUCCAACAUUCCCCCAAUUUCUCCCUCCAGACCUCCCCACCCACCCCACCCUACCCCAAGCUUUCCUUACUUUCCUUGCUACCCCUGCUUGGUGCUUUUUACCUGGUUUGCCUGGAAUCACAGCCCAGCGGAACCUGUUUAGACACAUGGAGAAGGAUCCCAACUUUGCAAGGCACAGAGCCUGCUUCUUCUUCCUAAGCUUUGCCAACGCUUCCUGGAAGUCCUGAAUCUCUUGCAGUGCAGUGAGUUCAUACACCUUCUUGCCAAGCCUCAGUCUUCGGGAUCUGGGGAGGCUGCAUCGAAAGCUCAGCCUGGUUUUCCUAAGUUCUUUUGCACAGCCCCUGGGCUCCUUUGCCAGGCCCAGCUGCUCCCCGGACCCCUUCUCCCUGUUUCACACAUGAAGAUGCACUUGCAAAGGGCUCUGGUGGUCCUCUCACUGCUGAACUUUGCCACGGUCAGUCUCUCCCUCUCCACUUGUACCACCUUGGACUUUGGUCACAUCAAGAAAAAGAGAGUGGAAGCCAUUAGGGGACAGAUCCUAAGCAAGCUUCGCCUCACCAGCCCCCCUGAGGCAUCAACGUUGGCCCAUGUGCCCUACCAUAUCCUAGCCCUAUAUAACAGCACCCGGGAGAUGCUGGAAGAGAUGCAGGAGGAAAAGGAGGAGAGCUGCACUCAGGAAAACACCGAGUCGGAAUACUAUGCUAAAGAAAUCCACAAGUUCGACAUGAUCCAGGGUCUUGCAGAACACAAUGAACUGAGUGUGUGUCCCAAAGGGAUUACCUCCAAGGUUUUCCGUUUCAAUGUAUCCUCAGUGGAGAAGAAUGGAACCAAUCUGUUCCGAGCUGAAUUCCGUGUCUUGAGGGUACCCAACCCCAACUCCAAACGGCAUGAGCAGAGAAUUGAGCUCUUUCAGAUCCUUCGGCCGGAUGAACACAUCGCCAAACAACGCUACAUCAGUGGCAAGAACCUGCCCACUCGAGGCACGGCAGAGUGGCUGUCUUUUGAUGUUACUGACACCGUUCGGGAAUGGCUCCUGCACAGAGAGUCCAACCUGGGGUUAGAGAUCAGCAUUCAUUGUCCGUGUCAUACCUUCCAAUCUAAUGGAGACAUCUUGGAGAACAUUCAUGAGGUGAUGGAGAUCAAAUUUAAAGGUGUUGACAAUGAAGAAGACUAUGGGCGUGGAGAUCUUGGGCGACUAAAGAAACAAAAGGAUCACCAUAAUCCUCAUUUGAUUUUAAUGAUGAUUCCUCCACAUCGCCUUGACAGUCCAGGCCAGGGAGGGCAAAGGAAGAAACGGGCUCUUGAUACCAACUACUGUUUCCGUAACUUGGAAGAGAACUGCUGUGUGCGUCCUCUCUACAUUGACUUCCGACAAGAUUUGGGCUGGAAGUGGGUUCAUGAACCUAAGGGCUACUAUGCCAACUUCUGCUCGGGUCCUUGCCCAUACCUCCGAAGCGCAGACACGACUCAUAGCACGGUACUGGGGCUGUAUAAUACGCUGAACCCUGAAGCAUCUGCUUCACCUUGUUGUGUGCCCCAAGACCUGGAGCCUCUGACCAUCCUGUACUAUGUUGGGAGGACCCCCAAAGUGGAGCAGCUAUCCAACAUGGUGGUAAAGUCUUGUAAGUGUAGCUGAAAUGCCAGCCCUCCCUGCAAUCAAGAGAGAGGGAGAGAGAAAAAGAAACAAACCCCCAAACCCAACAUAACUGCUACUGCUCAACUGCACCUAGGGAAACACAAGAAGAACAGACUUCACCUAGAGAUGGGGAGACCACAACCUUCAGCCCUGGACUAAUCGCUGAGACUGAGUCUCUCUUUUGGAACAUUUUCUCUUUCUUGCUAGCUCUGAUAAUGUCUGAUGGGAAAAAAAAAGGUAGGCUAGGGCAAGACCAGUGUCCCCAAAAUGCUUGGCUUUUUUGGUGAUGCUCUUUGGAUGGUGGAGAGAGGGAGGAGGAAGACAAAUCAAGGAGUUUUCCUUUGUUAGAGUAGAGGGAAAGGGAGAGAAAGUGUAGAAAAUGCUUGUGAGGGAAUGACACUUUUGAUCCGAGUUUAGGUUGGCUCAUCACUGUUGCCUGUCUGUCCUUCAGAAUCUGGAUUUCAUUUUCUUGAAGCUACACAAGGCAACCAUUUUCUUUCAUACAGAUCACCCAGAAAGGGGAAACUCCCAGAACUGUACUCUUUCUGCCUGGGUUUAGGGACAGUCACUACUUUUGCAGAUUGUCCCUUCUAUAUCUAUCACCUUUGGGCAUCCUUUGCAUCCUUUGGCCAAUAGAGGGAUAUAACCCAAUUCAGAGAAUCCCUGAGCAAACCGUUGAGCCCUGUGGGUAUGUUGAGCUCAGGAGCAAGAGGGUUGCUUGAUUGAUUACAUCAUAACUAAGAACUAGUCUACUCUGUUUGCCCUUUGGGCAGUUCUUCUCACUCUCUCCCUCAAUCCACUCCCCUUUGGAGUUUUUGCUAGACACCUUCCAGGUCAGGAUGACCACCUGGAUUUGAGAUCCACGCCAUCAUCAUUGACUGAGCCUGGAAGCAGGUACUGUGGCACGUGAGGCAUUUGGGGGAAAUCUCAUGUGUCUCUUAUGCAUUGACUUGGCCCCAGACUCACAUGGGCUGAGGUUUUUAAACACACACACACACACACACACACACACACACACACACACACACACACACACACACACAAAUAUUAUUCUCAACAACUUUUGUAUAAAUAAAUAUUUUGGGGGGAACUUGAAUCAUUUCAUCUAGGAAAUAGCUCCUGGAACAUUAAGAACUUUGUUCCUAGGUAUAAUCUUUCCUAAUAGAGACCCUCUUAUCCCUAUUUCCACCUCUACCACUCAAAGUAAACUGGAACCUGGAACAGAGGAUCUUCAACUCUAAUAACAUUGCUUUAGCAUGAAUGCACUGGGAUCUGCCCGCCUCUGAACUAGGCAUUCUGUAUUGUAAUGCCUGCUCCCACAAUGGUGCUCCAAGGUAUAUACACUCUUAAUACCAAUGAGGAAUUCUCUCAGAUAUGGAGAAAAUCAGUUGGUCAGACUACAUUAAACUGAAUCUCUCCCCAAAUAGGGAAAGAUAGCUGCAAACAUAUUCACCUAUAUACAUAUGAACACUAGCAUAUAAGGAUAUGCUCCAAUAUAUUCAAUCACUAUUCCAACAUUUCUGCAAAGUCACCUGAAGAGCAUUUCAAAUGUCUAUGACAGGAGGCCCAAGAAUGCAGUUAUUGUGGUAUCCUGAGCACAGACUGGAACGAUAACCAGGAAUACCUUUAGGAAAAAAACCAAAAAACGGUGCCUCUUGACAGUGUUUCCCGAGCUAGAGACAAAGGAAUGCCCGUUGCUUUCAAUCUCUAAGAUUUAAGGGCCUCUGGCCUCCAGAGAAAUUUCGAAUUCUACUCUGGCACUGAUUCUCAAAUGCUCACCAUGUGUCGUGGAGGCAGGAACGAGGCCGCCUUUAUCUCAUCCUGGGAACUACUUUCCCUGCAGCACUGAUAUCACCUUCCCCCGUAGUAAAACAAAAACAUAAACAUCAAAUGCUGACAUUUAUAAAUUCUCUUUUAAUAGAAGACAUAAAGAGUUUAGGGUUUGGAUUUUUUUUUUGGUUGGGUUGUUUUUUAUUUUGUUUUUUUGUUUUUGAUAUCCCCCUCUGGGGGUUCGUGUAUGCUGAGCUGCCAUGAAAACUUUAGUUGCUAUCCUAUUUCUGCUUUGGCUACGGCCAGACCGCACGAGGAUUCCUCAACUUAACUGCAGUCCACACCAAGGAACGUCAGGCACACUGCAUUUCCUACAAUAGCUUAACUUCCCAAGGCCUCGACCCAACAGCCAGCGGACAUGCAUCUCCCAGAGGGGACAGGGAGGCGGCUUGUCCAAGGUGAAGCCAGACUAGCUUUGUGGAACUGAGGACUGAACGCUGUUCUCCCAGAUAACCAGUUUGGGACUCUACCUGCUACCUCUCAUUCACGCGGGUCUUGAGAUAGGAAAGAAGGAGGGUCUUCUUGCCAUCACUUGUCCCUCCUCACUCCCUCUCGCCCUCCAAAUGCUCCCUCCUCCCCCAGGAAGUCUUCCCUUUGUUGAAUCCAGCCAGGCCUGCCCAAAGUGGGGCAGUCUUCUGUGGGCAUCGGAGAGGCUUCAUCCGAAGCCGUGCUGCUAGGUGCACUUCUUGAGAUAACCCAAAGAAAACAGACAACAGUGUGAUUCCAAAGAUAUUUUUUUAUGGAAGAAGUCUUCUCGUGCCUUAAUCACCACAUGCAAAUAUGGGCAGGGAUCUGGUUUCCAGGGACACAACUACAUACACCAUUUACAGAGACUAUAAAAACGUGAAUCAUCGAGUCUCCAUUUUCAUACAUACAUGUUGGUUAUGGGGGUCAGGAAGUAAGGAGGAGCACCAGAUACAUUAGCACAGCCUUGGGGGGGAGGGAGGAGGCGGGGAGGUCAGGAAGGAUUCUAGGAUGGACUGUUUAGCUUCUCAUUAUGAGCUGCCCAGUACCGACAAAAUUACUUGAAAGCACUUGGAUAAGUGAAAGAGAUGUGAAGCCUCUUAUCAGCACCUGCUAAGUCAGAAAGACCAUUAACUAAUCUGCUCUGACCUGAUUAUUUUAAGAAGUUCUGAACAGUUCCAUUAGUGGACACCCCUCAAUCGCGGGGGAGCGCCCUGGCUGUCCAUUCACAAGUACCAUUACAGUAGGUUCCAAAUAACCCCUUUAUUCUCAGACCUUCAUAUUCAAAGGAAACGGUAGAACUAUUUUGUCCCCCAAACUAAUCCAUGGUUGAAUGGAAAGAACCACAAUAGAUGUCCCUCAAGCUAGUAUCCCAGGCACCAGUAACAUCUGGAAACGUAUGCCUGCUCCCUUCACAACAAAUAGAUCUUGUCACUCUAAGUAAUUUUUUUUUUAACAGAGACAAAAAAAAAUGCACCAAACCCUUUGUUUUCAUUCAUUAAAAAGACUUUUCAAAAGCUGCUCAUAGGUAA